AUGCCGACAUUUGACCAGCUCGCUGAUUCGCCCAAGAAGGGCCGGAUCAUCAAAUCGGCGUAUGACAGUGAGAGCUUCGAGGCCGACGGCUCAAUCCAUGUCGAGGGCGUCGUCGGCUCUGCCACCAUUUCGCCUUCAGGGCGAGACAUUGCGCUGGCAUCACCGGAAGGCCUUGCAAUUAUCGAUCUAGACUCUCCGUACAGUGCACCGCGGCGUCUGCGAGGCUCGGGCCAGCCAUGGCUGGUUGUUGACGUGCAAUGGUCUCCGUUCACAGCUCGAGACUAUUGGGUCGUCUCGACAGCAAAUCACCGUGCGUUGGUGUGGAAUCUCAAUCUUCGGGAUGAUUCAAGCACUGGCGCAAUUGAGCACUCUCUCCAGGGCCAUACCAGGGCCAUCACCGACGUCAACUUUUCAGCCCACCAUCCCGAUCUCCUUGCAACUUGCUCCGUAGACGGCUAUGUGCAUUGGUGGGACCUGCGCCGGCCUCGCCAACCAGUACUUACUUUUUGUGAUUUCUUUGCUGGUGCUACCCAAGUCAAGUACAAUCGUCGCGAUCCUCACAUCCUAGCUUCAUCACAUGAUCGUUGGUUGCGCAUUUGGGACGAGCGAAAGGUUUCGGAGCCUGUCAAGUCCAUUACCGCACACACAUCUAAGAUAUAUGGCCUGGACUGGAAUCGAACCAAAGCGACUGGCCUUGUCACAUGCUCUUUGGACCAGAGUAUGAAGUUUUGGGAUUACAGCAAUGAUGGCAACGAAUUGGAGCAUGUUAUUCAAACUGACUAUCCGGUUUGGAGAGCCCGCCAUACACCGUUUGGUCAUGGCCUUCUAGCGAUGCCUCAGAACGAACCUGGGGAUCUAUACCUGUAUGAUCGCCAAUGGUCCAAUGAUGCGACUAAGGAAAAGUCACAGAAACCAGUUGCUGUGUUUCCUGGCCAUGGAGGCCACCAAGCAAAGGAGUUCCUGUGGAGAACUCGAGGCGGGGUUUCAGAAGAUAACCUUGAUGAGCGAGAAUUUCAACUUGUAUCCUGGGGAACAGAUAACGAGUUACGACUUCACUGUAUCGACCCAAACAUCCUCUCAGCCGUAGGAUACAAGAAAGGAACCCCAGCUCAGGACGGCAUCAGCCUUACUCGAAAGGGAGCAACGUACAAAACAUUCCGCACCGUUGAUGAUGCAUCCAACCUUGACAAACGGACGAGUACAAUGAAAGAUUCAAGGACUGGCGCGGGCCACAAGCAAAGUGCCCUUACAGCUGCUGCACGAUCUUCUGCGCCCUUUAGUCGUCAGAUGAGGCCGGCGUGGCGUGGACCAUCAAUGAAAGCCAAAAGUGGAUCGGGCAAGAGGUUGGAUCCGAGUCAAGCUCAAAUCGGUUGGAUGAAGGGUAUCAACUCCGGCAUUAUGGGCCACGGCUAUCCUGACGAUCAAUGGGGCGAGCCCGACACAAUUCAAGAAGAGCUCCUGCGUGUUAGUACUCAGAUACCAAAGGUCAAGUGGGACAAUAUCGACAUGGACAACUUGACGCUGAGUGCUUCGCUCAAUGGUCCAUGGGGGAAGGAUGGAGAGGCCAUCUUCAUCAAAGUGAAGAUUGAUAUACCUUUGGAGUAUCCUAAGCUCAAAGCGCCAAAAUUCAUCAUCGAGAAGAGCUCAUUUAUGCCGGAAGAAAUGCACAAGCGGCUUAACCGAGAGCUACAUGAACUCGCAGAACAAUUUCUCCGAAGAAAGCAAAAUUGUCUGGAAGUGAUAUUCACCUACUUGCUAGGUGAAGUUGAUCUCGAGUCUAGUACUACUUUCUUCAAGAACGUUCGCGAUUUAGACGACGAUGAUGAUGGGCUGGCCGACGAUAGUUCAACAGAUGAGGAGGAAGACAUCCCAGCAGGCGGAUCGGCCUCUAUGUCUCAGGAACUCCCUCCUCAAGACGCGGACCUCGCAAUUGCGACUCCUGCCCGUCUCAUUAUUCCACCACCUCCACUAACCUGUGGCGCUCGGUUUUCGCAUGAUGGCCGACUCAUUUGCUUCUUCCCGACAAAAGAAGAAAAGGCCCGGGUUCUAUUCCAAACAAGUGCGGAUGCGAAUAAAGACCGCACUAGGAUAGACCAACCAUUCUUCGCAGGCUUUGGUCGCCUGACACAGGAUCCUCUUCCGCGAUACAAGUAUACGACCGAGGAGGCUUCCGCUACGGAGGAUCAAUCAGACUCUGAAGAAACUGACGAGUCUUCUUCUUCAUCAAGUGACUCUGAGUCUACAUCAAUACAUAAAAUGAGCCUGUGGUAUCAUUCAAGCCGCCAUCUAAGGAAGGCUUGGAGCGAGGAUCGAUCAAUUCGAUCCAGCGGCGGUGGAACAGGAACAGGAGUGGGUACCGGCACAGGUACGGGCACAAGCCGUCGACGGAUCGGCCGGCCUCGAAACGUGAUAUCAAUCCACGAUCUGCGACCUGACCUGCCCUCUAAGAAGGAGUUUGCACAAGAGUAUGCCAUCUUUGGUGACGGAGCAGAUGUGUGCGAGCACAACGCAAGAGUUGCAGAGAAAUACGGUUACACCGAUCUUAUGAAUGUGUGGCACUACUUGGCCCUACUUUUGAAGAAGGGCAUACCACUCGAGGUCCUGGCCAGCAAUCAGAGACGGAGCUCUAUCCUUGUCAUUGCUCGCGAUGUUGUGUCCAAGACUCGCGUAUUAGACAGCGACCAAGGCAACACCCCAGCAGGAGACAGUGCCUUGCUGGGUCGAGUGAAAUGGGGCCGGCAUCCGCUGGCCAAGGAUUUUAUUCAAGAACUCUUCAGCUAUUUUGAGAUGAUUGCCGACAUACAAAUGUUGGCAAUGCUUUCAUGCAUCUUUAGCGAAUCAUCGGCUGACGACAGUGUUGCCUACGUGGAAUCACAACUUCCAUCCCAAGAAACACCACUUCCUCUUAAGGCGCCAUCCUUCUCCCUAGACUACUUCCCUACAGAUGCCACUACGUGGAAUAUCUAUGGAAGAGGUGUACCGCAUUCGAAUGUGACCACACCCGGCACUCUUCACACACCGCUCCCUUAUGCUGGCUCACAUGCAUCUGAUGAUGGAAUCAUGUGGGCUGGCGAGCCUGGCACAAAUUCAUACUCAUGCGGCGAGACACCGCCAUCAAAAACGAGGCCCCUGACCGCUGAUGCGGACCCCCCUUCCACAAUGCUAUCGCGAUCGCCCUCCAACCGGCCUCUCUCAAGGGUUAGCACCGGAUUAAGUUCAGCAUUUUCAACAAACUUCCCGCGGUCAUUCACGGGGGCAAGUUCGUCAUCGCCCCCUGCGGGACAGCUGAGGAAGAAGCCAAGCCCAGCAGAGAUGAUCUUGAAUACGCUGACUCCCCGUACUGGAUAUGCCAGUGCGGGACCAACUUAUCCCGUGGGAGAUUCUAGUGGAGGUAGGAACUCCGUGUCAGACGACGAAUACCGCCGAGAUGAUCUGAUGUCUCUCGUGCCGGUGAGCGUUUCAGUAUUCGUGGAAGAUCAAACAAUAUUCGAUGACGACGGCUGGCUAAGCGAGCCUCUACUGGAGCCGAGCCGAGCCAACAUUUACGCCAACUAUCGAUAUGCAUAUGCAGAGAUGUUACAGAUGUGGCGACAGCCCCUCGCUCGACUGGAAGUCAUGAAAUUUAACGUUUUGAAAGACGAAUCACCUUUUGCUGGAGUAGAGGGAAGCUUUCACGAUUCGUUUACGCUCCACGACGGGGCCAGCGGGAAUGCAUCGCACCUCAAGACGGGUUCUUCACCCAUCAUUAUGGGCAAGAAAGAUCAGCUGCAAAUUCUAGCUGCGUCUGGACGCGGGUUGGAUGUGACGGGCAUAUGCCUUGUUCACGAGACUCAAUUAGACCCCUUGCGUUACACCUCUUCCGACUCCAAGGUCGGUGGAGCAGUGGGAACAUGCGAUCGUUGUCAUCGUAUCCAGAACCAGCUCCGCUGUGUGUACUGCCUAGAACCUGUAGACGCUCUUUUCCCGCCGUGCCUGUCAUGCGGAUGCGCAUUUCACGAAGACUGUCUUGCAGAGUGGCAUGCUGCGGGUGAGAUGUUCUGCCCGGCUGGAGAUGAAUGUAACUGCGUUGAAGAAGCCGUCAGAGGUCAGGUGGAGUCGUGGGCAGCCCUCCAGGGCGCCGUGAUGAAAACACAGUCAAAGACGUUGCUGCUACCGGGCGCAGCAAUGGAUGACAACGAUGGAGAGCACGAGAAACAUCAAAGAGGUGGUACUAACGGCGACUGGGAACGUGUAGGCAGAAACGUACCAAGUAGGGCGCAAGGCGCAACAGCAUCGACUGGAUUGAGUCUCGUGCGCUUUAAAACGCCUACAGGGCCUUGGUCAAGGGCUUCGAGCCAAAGGAGAAAUGGGAAGAGGGGGAACUGA
This is a messenger RNA of Trichoderma breve, 4365 nucleotides long. RefSeq lists its product as uncharacterized. Bases 1 to 4365 code for a protein of 1454 amino acids. The transcript has 3 exons. Gene Ontology annotation, molecular function: protein binding. The record is from RefSeq and is a predicted model, not a curated record. Lineage: Eukaryota; Fungi; Ascomycota; Sordariomycetes; Hypocreales; Hypocreaceae.